AGGCUUAGUAAAAUGCUUUGAGAGUGAAGUCUGAGCUGUAGCUUAGCGUUUCGAGAGCAGACUGGAGCGGACAACUCGGCCAAGAGUAGAUGAGCGAUUAUAUCUUAAAGGGAGGGGCUUGAACGGGUAUUCAGUUUGGUUUUAUCAUUGAGUGUUGUGGCGGACUGACUGCAGACUGGCUCUCUCUCCUCUCCUCUCACUCGACUCAAGAGCUCUACUUUGUCCGGUUAAGAUCCACAGUUUAUGGGCAUAGAUUCAAGCCAGGCUGUUGUCACCUAACUGAGGACUGUGCUGGUGGUUAAAGGUGGUAACAGGCACAAUCAUGGAGGAAAUGGACUUUGAGCGUCGCCGGGAGCUGCGGAGGCAGAAACGGGAGGAGAUGCGCCUGGAGGCUGAACGGUUGGCGAGGAAUGAUGAUGAUGAAGAAGAGGCGGCCCGCGAGAGGAGGCGCAGGGCACGGCAGGAGAGGCUGAGGAGCAGGGACAGCGAGGAGCCCAGCGGACAGCCAGACAGUUUGGUCAUGACCAACAGCCACAGUGUGACAGAGACAGUGUCUGUGAGCAGCUCUUAUGGAGGCGUUGGAGACGAAGAUGACCAAGCCCUGCUGGACCGCAUGGCCAAACGCGAGGAGAGACGGCAGAGACGCAUGAAAGAGGCGCUGGAGAGACAGAGGCAGCCGGACCCCACCGCGACAGAGGACAACGGCAGCGUCGCCACGGAGAAAAACAACGAGGAAGAGGAGAGGCCCUCCUCUUGGCGUAGGGGUCGUUACCGUGAUAAUGAGGAAGAAGAGGAGAAGACAUUCACGUACAGCUCAAGGAGAGAGGAGACGGAGCGAGAGGAGCCGAGAGAGGAAGAGGAGGCUGCUCCUGACGGUGGAGAGGAAGCAGAGGAGGGUGUAGAUGAGGAGGAGGAGGAGGAGGAGGAGCAGAAAGUGGAGGUGGAGGAGGACAAACCAAGAAGGUCUUACUUGAGAGAAGAGGAAUCAACUGAAGAGCCUAAAACUCAAAACAAGGUGGAUGAGAGAGGCGGGGCCAGGGAGGAGAGGGAGGAGCAGAGGAAGCAGAACGGAGGGUUUCAUGAGGAGGCGGCUCCCAAACAACACAGGAAACCUGAGAGGACCCUCAGUCGCGGCAGUGUGCGUUCCCCCGAGGUGUCCGCGGGUGACGACCAGGACGACGCUGCCCGCCUAGAGGCAGAGCGCAAGCUGGAGGAGCUAAAGCGCCGCCGCGACGACGCAGAGAGUGAGGAGUUUGAGAGGAUGAGGCAGAAGCAGCAGGAGGCCGAAGCCGAGCUGGAGGAGCUGAAGAGGAAGAGGGAGGAGAGAAGGAAGGUGCUGGAGGAGGAAGAGAGGCAGAAGAAGCAGGAAGAGGCAGAGAGGAAAGCCAAAGAGGAGGAGGAGAAGAGGAAGAUGAAGGAGGAGAUCGAAAGGAGGAGAGCAGAGGCAGCCGAGAAGAGACAGAAGGUGGAGGACACUAUGGAUGGGGAGGAUAAACCCUUCAAGUGUGUCAGCCCCCGAGGCUCCUCCCUGAAGAUCGGAGAGCGGGCAGAGUUCCUCAACAAGUCGGCGCAGAAAAGCUCAGUGAAGAUGUCUCAUUCUCCUGUGGUGUCCAAGAUAGACAACAGGCUGGAGCAGUACACCUCAGCUGCUCAGCAGAGAGAGAACAAGGAGUCUCGUUCCCCUCGCUCAGGAGCGGUGGAUCUGCCCAUGGUCACCGACAGCAUACGAAACAUCAAGAGCAUGUGGGAGACAGGCAACGUGUUCACCUCACCUGGAAGUGGCGGGAGCACGUUCAAGGAAGCAGCUGUGAUGAAGACAGGCGUGGCAGGCCGCAUCAACGACUGGCUGAAUAAAACCCCGGAGAGCGGCAAAACGUCAGGAGGGAGGCCAACGGACCUGAAGCCUGUUGACGUCACCAACAAGAGGAGUCUAUGGGAAAACAAAGGCGCCUCUCCAACCAAGGUGGCAGGCAGAGGGGAGACCAAAUCAGUCGCCAAUGGGAUGGGGCACUAAUGUCUUGAAGGAGCCACUGAAGACGGGGACCACGACAAUCCAAGACUCUUCCUUUGACUUUGUCUUAAGAACCAAAUAAUGACCACACUCCCAAGAGGGACCCCAAGAAAACAGAGGGACAGGAGAGACGCUGUCCAAGCACUGUACCCAAACAAGAUCAUAUUUUUGUACGGUUGCCACGUGUAGUGCCUUUGCACAAUGAUUUUUGCUUUCUAAAAGAAACGAAAUGCUGUGAAAUUUGGACAUUUGUAAUUACUGUUACUAAUUACUUUAUACAAUCCUGCCAGGAAGAAAAAAACUAAUUAAAUUUAGAUUUAUCUGUUGUACUCCAUGCCUACAGUUUUGAUAGAGACAGAGUAGAUGAGUUAAAAGUUUCCACAUUCCAAAGAGAUGGGUGAAAUCAGUUCUCUCCCUCACACAGAUCAUUUUCCAUCUCUUUUUUUUUAAUUUAUAUUUAAAGCAAAAGCUUCACACAUUGCUAUUUUAUUCAACGUUCACCAGUUCAGGAUAGAAAUAUAAGCACUUCUAGAAUUUAGCUGAUUUCACUUUUAUUAUGUCUUACCAAUAGUGCAGCAUUGGUCUGAGUAAUAUAUGUUAGCACAUGUGAUGUUUUGAAUAUGACCUAUCAUACUGUAUCAUAUAUAACAUCUCUAUACUCCUAACAAAAGGUAUUUUUGCUUUUUUGUAUCCAGAAACUAUUCACCAAUGGGCAGUUAAUUUUGGAGGUGACAGGAGUGUUGAAUAUUCAGAAGGCCAUUAUGACUUUUAUUAUCCUUUAUGUCAUUUAAUUUAUGUGUUUUUAAUGUGUUUUUUCUUUUCUAUUUCUAGCUGUUUUUGUAGCUUUUGUAUCUGUUUGAUCACUUUAAAAUCUUCAGACAUUCCUCUUAAAAAGCAGGUGCACAAGGUGCCUUCACUGCUCAAAAGCUGUAGGUUUUAUAAUGUAGGAAAUCGGCAAACCAGCCUUUUUUGUUUUUAAAUCUACCUUUAACUUCUUUUUUGCCUCUAUGCACACUCUUAUGCUCAGCGAUCAUUUUCUAAUUGAGGGCAUACAAAGUAAAAUCAGGGUGCCUAAGUAUUUAGCAAGAUACAGUACAAGGAUAUUUACCACUAUGUAACUCUUCUGGCCUUAUGAUUGCAAUGACAACAUUUAUGACAGCUGAGGUACAGUACAUAAAAGCCUCAAAGCAACUCAGUAUGAUAUUAAGACUUGUGAUUUUCAUGUUUAUUUUUCACUAACAUGGUCUUAAGUAGCGCAUUCCCUUUCACUAGUUUUUGCGCGACACAAGCUUUGACAAGCACAUGAAUGGUUUGACAGGGCAUUAAAUUGAUCCAUGUUACUGCUCAAAAGUCUGACAAUCACAUUCCAUUGCUCCUGAAAAGAGCAGGGGGGCUUGACCAAAAUAUUUUUAAGCGUGAUUUAAUGUGACAUUUAUGUUUUUUAAUACAAUGGUUUCAUAAUGCCGUAUUGUUUUUUCUACAACCUUGUUUUUUUUAAUUCUUUUAUUUCCAUGUUUAACCAGACACUUGUUGUUUGUGUAGCGAUAAGCCUAUGCAAAAAACACUAUCUGUAGUCUCUCUAAACACUCCCAAUGUCAUACAAGUGGGCAGUUUCCAACUGGAUGGAUGUUUUAAACAUUGUACCCUUGACUCAACAACAGCAAUAAAGACAUUGAGGUAUUCCA
This is a messenger RNA of Seriola dumerili (greater amberjack), 3696 nucleotides long. It is a transcript of the gene cald1a, whose product is annotated as non-muscle caldesmon-like. NCBI's taxonomy places the organism in Eukaryota, Metazoa, Chordata, Actinopteri, Carangiformes, Carangidae. The record is from RefSeq and is a predicted model, not a curated record. Bases 323 to 2014 code for a protein of 563 amino acids. Gene Ontology annotation, cellular component: actin cytoskeleton. Gene Ontology annotation, biological process: actin filament bundle assembly; angiogenesis; muscle contraction. Gene Ontology annotation, molecular function: myosin binding; calmodulin binding; actin binding. The transcript has 16 exons.